AUGGGCAAUGAACACCAUGUUUGGAACAUAUGCAUGGAAUGCAGCCCCAGUAGAUGGCACGGAUAUCCAACGAGCAUUCGCCGCAGUGGCACAACAGCGGCAUUGUCAAUAUCGGAGGAGCGCCAGAAAAACAGGACACGACACCAGCAAACUCCAGGACAGAACACACUAGAGCACAUCGGGACAAUGUUCCCACUCUUCUGGAGACAAAAGGAACUGCUUAAACUUCUCAAUGAGGAACGAAGGGAACACCACAGAAUGCUCAAGAAUCAAACCAGAACGCGACGGAAAUUUGAAAUUGGAGACCUUGUUAUGGUUCGGAAACAAGUACAAUCAAACGCCUCUGCAGGAAUACCAGCAAAACUGGUGCUAAGAACAAAAGGACCCUAUAGAGUCAUCGAGAAAGCGUCAGACGACUCAUACAGACUACAAAAGAUCCCAGGAACAAGCACCAUGCUAAAGAAGCGAGGAUUGACCCCAAUCAAAGAAUCAGCAUUCAGAAUGCACAAGAUCCCAUCAACGAUAAUACUUCACAAACGAGUGGACACACCAGAUACAAGACUAGCAAACAUGAGGAGCCCGCUAGCACACAGCCCCCUGGAAAUGAAUCUUGGACUGGUUGAUUUUGGUAAAUACGCGACAACACCGACAGACACAGACAACGCAUUCGAGCCAAUCAAAGACCUUUGGGACGAAGAGGUUGAGCCAACUGAAGAUUCAUCAGACGAAGAAGAAGACGACACCCCUACACCAUCCAUACUGGACGCUAUGCAACGCAUGCAGCCUUGGCCGAUUAACCGAGACGUACCACCAACAGAUACACAAGGUGCCAACCAAACCAGACAGGUCCAUACCACAGAAACCAUCACAGAAGAACUCAAUCUACAGAGCGUAUACGAACAAACCACACGAUCCAAGGACAAAUUAUAUGUCAUAGCCCAUCAAGACGACACAUCAGGGUGGAACAACUGGUACGUGAUACAAAUCGACAUGGAGGAGACCAACGAGAAACUAGCAAGAACAAAAGGACAGUAUCACUGCAAGUGGUACAUACCAAAACCCACCGCUACAAAGCAGGGCCCCCCAAUGACCAGCCCCUUUUGGCCCCUCAUCAAAGAAUUUGCCGACGAGACAACAUACGGCCCAACAGUACCUAUCAGACCCAGCAAAGUCGACCAGGUGCUAAACAAGAGCCCGCACAAAUACGCCUGGUACCAGAAAGAGGUCAACAUUGUUGAAGAUGGCGUGUACAGACCGUUCGAUUUUGAACGAGACUACAAAAUACCGGACGUGGUGUGGGAAAAAGUGAGAGAGGCGGCACCACAGAUGAAACUAAAAGUGGCCAACAUCACGCCCAAGUCAACACCACCAGGUAGAGCACACAAACGAGCGCGACACAAACGAUAA
Molecule: messenger RNA, 1407 nt
Organism: Cylindrotheca closterium
Lineage: Eukaryota; Bacillariophyta; Bacillariophyceae; Bacillariales; Bacillariaceae
Source: the annotation of a GenBank genome assembly